CUUCGUUUGGCGCGCUCGACCUAGGGAGCGGUUUUGGAUUCUCUUGGCUUUUCUCACAGAUCUCCUCGGGGUUGGAGUAUUUUUGUAGCGUGCUGGCCUCUGCUGUAGCCAUGCCGUUGUCUAUGCUGGGCUCGGCGAUGGUGGCCUCUACGUCGGCCGCCACCCUGCAGGAAGCUUUGGAAAAUGCGGGGAGGCUUAUCGACCGACAGUUGCAGGAAGACCGCAUGUACCCAGACCUUUCUGAACUGCUCAUGGUGUCGGCCCCAAACAGUCCCACUGUCUCUGGAAUGUCCGAUAUGGAUUACCCUCUGCAAGGACCCGGGUUACUGUCAGUGCCCAGCCUUCCAGAGAUCAGCACUAUCCGAAGAGUUCCUCUCCCACCUGAGCUGGUUGAACAGUUUGGACAUAUGCAGUGUAACUGCAUGAUGGGUGUUUUUCCUCCUAUCAGCAGAGCUUGGCUUACGAUUGACAGUGACAUAUUCAUGUGGAACUAUGAAGAUGGAGGUGACCUUGCUUAUUUUGAUGGACUCAGCGAGACAAUUCUUGCUGUGGGGCUUGUGAAACCAAAAGCUGGCAUCUUUCAGCCUCAUGUAAGACACCUGUUGGUUUUGGCAACCCCUGUGGAUAUAGUAAUUCUUGGACUCAGCUAUGCUAACGUACAAACAGGUUCUGGCAUUCUCAAUGACAGCAUGUUUGGUGGGAUGCAGUUGCUUCCAGAUCCUUUGUACUCUCUUCCCACUGACAACACAUAUCUUUUAACAAUCACCUCCACGGAUAACGGCAGAAUUUUUAUGGCUGGAAAGGACGGCUGUUUGUAUGAAGUAGCAUACCAAGCAGAAGCAGGCUGGUUCAGUCAGAGAUGUAGGAAGAUAAACCACUCAAAGAGCUCACUUUCCUUCCUUGUUCCUUCUUUGUUGCAAUUCACAUUCUCAGAGGAUGAUCCUAUUGUUCAAAUUGAAAUUGAUAAUUCCAGAAAUAUUUUGUAUACACGAUCAGAAAAAGGAGUAAUACAGGUUUAUGAUUUGGGCCAUGAUGGACAGGGCAUGAGUCGAGUUGCCUCAGUGUCACAGAAUGCCAUUGUCUCUGCUGCUGGAAACAUUGCUAGGACUAUUGAUCGUUCUGUUUUUAAGCCAAUUGUUCAGAUAGCAGUAAUUGAAAACUCUGAAUCACUGGAUUGUCAGUUACUGGCUGUCACUCACGCAGGUGUGAGGUUGUAUUUCAGCACUUGCCCAUUUAGACAGCCAUUAGCUCGGCCCAAUACGCUGACGCUGGUUCAUGUCCGGUUACCUCCUGGAUUCUCAGCAUCUUCAACAGUCGAAAAGCCUUCGAAAGUACAUAAAGCUCUUUAUAGUAAAGGAAUUUUACUGAUGACAGCCUCUGAAAAUGAAGAUAAUGACAUUUUAUGGUGUGUCAACCAUGAUACAUUUCCUUUCCAAAAGCCAAUGAUGGAAACUCAGAUGACAACUCGUGUUGAUGGUCAUUCCUGGGCUCUUUCUGCAAUAGAUGAAUUAAAAGUAGACAAAAUAAUCACACCUUUAAAUAAAGAUCAUAUUCCAAUAACUGACUCACCAGUUGUUGUACAGCAGCACAUGUUGCCUCCGAAGAAAUUCGUUCUCCUCUCAGCACAGGGUAGUCUUAUGUUUCACAAACUUAGACCUGUAGAUCAGCUGAGACAUUUGCUUGUGAGUAAUGUGGGCGGAGAUGGAGAAGAAAUUGAGAGAUUCUUCAAAUUACAUCAGGAAGACCAAGCUUGUGCAACUUGCCUUAUUCUUGCUUGUUCCACUGCUGCCUGUGAUAGAGAAGUGUCUGCUUGGGCUACACGGGCAUUCUUUAGGUAUGGUGGUGAAGCACAGAUGAGAUUUCCGGCUACUCUUCCCACUCCAAGUAAUGUUGGUCCGAUCCUGGGGUCUCCUAUGUAUUCUAGUUCUCCUGUCGCUAGUGGAAGUUCCUAUCCAAAUCCAUCUUUUGGGACACCCUCCCAUGGUGCUCAGCCCCCUGCCAUGUCAACCCCAAUGUAUGCUGUUGGAAACCCACCGAUGCAGGCUGCAAGUAUGAGUGGUUUGACUGGACCAGAGAUUGUGUACUCAGGAAAACACAAUGGUAUUUGCAUUUACUUUUCUCGAAUCAUGGGAAAUAUUUGGGAUGCUAGCUUGGUUGUUGAAAGAGUAUUCAAGAGUUCCACCAGGGAGAUCACUGCAAUUGAAAGCAGUGUGCCCAGCCAGCUGCUAGAGUCAGUACUGCAGGAGCUAAAGGGUUUGCAGGAAUUUCUGGACAGGAAUUCCCAGUUUUCAGGAGGACCACUAGGAAAUCCAAAUGCUACUGCAAAAGUGCAGCAGAGGCUGGUGGGAUUCAUGCGUCCCGAGAAUGGAAACACCCAGCAAAUGCAACAGGAACUGCAGAGGAAGUUUCAUGAGGCUCAACUGAGUGAGAAGAUUUCACUUCAAGCAAUCCAGCAGCUGGUUAGAAAAUCGUAUCAGGCUCUGGCUUUGUGGAAACUCCUUUGUGAACAUCAGUUUACUGUCAUUGUGGGAGAACUUCAAAAGGAAUUCCAAGAGCAGCUGAAGAUCACCACCUUUAAGGAUCUGGUUAUCAGAGAUAAAGAGCUCACGGGAGCAUUAAUUGCUUCUCUUAUCAACUGCUACAUCAGAGACAAUGCUGCUGUAGAUGGUAUUAGCUUACAUCUUCAGGACAUCUGCCCACUUUUGUACAGCACAGAUGAUGCAGUUUGUUCUAAGGCAAAUGAGCUUCUUCAACGUUCCCGACAAGUUCAAAGUAAGAGUGAAAAAGAAAGAAUGUUAAGGGAGUCACUGAAGGAAUAUCAAAAAAUCAGCAACCAAGUAGACCUUCCCAGUGUUUGUGCUCAGUAUAGGCAAGUGCGCUUUUAUGAAGGUGUGGUGGAACUUUCUCUUACUGCUGCCGAAAAAAAAGAUCCUCAGGGUCUUGGCCUUCAUUUCUAUAAACAUGGAGAACCAGAAGAGGAUGUAGUUGGUCUUCAGACUUUCCAAGAGAGAUUAAACAGUUACAAGUGUAUCACAGACACCCUUCAAGAACUGGUAAAUCAAAGUAAGGCUGCUCCUCAGUCUCCUAGUGUACCCAAAAAACCUGGUCCUCCGGUGUUGUCAUCAGAUCCCAACAUGCUGAGCAAUGAAGAAGCAGGACAUCACUUUGAACAAAUGCUUAGAUUGGCUCAGCGGUCCAAGGAUGAGCUCUUUAGUAUUGCUCUUUAUAAUUGGCUGAUACAAGCUGACCUUGCAGAUAAACUACUACAGAUUGCUUCUCCAUUUCUGGAGCCACAUUUAGUCCGAAUGGCCAAAGUGGAUCAAAACAGAGUUCGAUAUAUGGAUUUACUCUGGAGGUACUAUGAGAAGAACAGAAGUUUCAGUAGUGCAGCUCGAGUCCUAUCCAAGCUGGCCGACAUGCACAGCACAGAAAUUUCACUUCAGCAGCGACUGGAAUACAUUGCUCGAGCCAUUCUUAGUGCAAAAAGUUCUACUGCCAUUUCAUCCAUAGCUGCAGAUGGCGAGUUCCUGCAUGAAUUAGAAGAGAAGAUGGAAGUUGCUAGGAUCCAGCUUCAGAUACAAGAGACACUUCAAAGGCAGUACUCCCAUCAUUCUUCAGUGCAGGAUGCAAUUUCUCAGCUGGAUUCUGAGCUGAUGGACAUUACUAAGCUUUAUGGGGAAUUUGCAGACCCAUUUAAACUCGCAGAGUGUAAACUCGCAAUCAUUCAUUGCGCUGGUUACUCAGAUCCCAUAUUGGUACAUACACUUUGGCAAGAUAUUAUAGAGAAAGAAUUGAAUGAUAGUGUAACAUUGAGUUCAUCAGACCGAAUGCAUGCUCUUAGCCUCAAACUUGUCCUCCUUGGCAAAAUCUAUGCUGGCACACCUCGUUUCUUUCCUUUGGAUUUUAUUGUACAGUUCCUGGAGCAGCAAGUUUGUACUUUGAACUGGGAUGUGGGGUUUGUGAUACAGACCAUGAAUGAAAUCGGAGUGCCCUUACCGAGACUACUAGAAGUUUACGAUCAGCUCUUCAAAUCACGGGAUCCAUUCUGGAACAGAGUGAAAAGGCCACUGCACCUUUUGGAUUGUAUCCAUGUAUUGUUGACAAGAUACGUUGAGAAUCCUAGCCAAGUUUUAAAUUGUGAUAGGAGAAGAUUUACGAACCUCUGCCUGGAUGCUGUUUGUGGUUAUCUGGUGGAGCUCCAGUCAAUGAGCUCCUCAGUAGCGGUACAAACCAUCACUGGGAACUUUAAAUCUCUCCAAGCAAAGUUGGAACGCCUCCAUUAAUUAUUGUAGUAUAUAUUCUUGCUUGCAUUUUUGUCUGUAAAAUAAAAGUUCAGCUGGGUCCAGAAAUCAGGUGUUGUAUACCUAAGAAUUUUGGUAAAAUUUGUUUUUAAUGAGUGAUAGUUAUCUACAAGUAGUACAUUGCCAAAUGAAUUCGUUUUUAUAACUAGUAUUUUUUUUAAUUGAUUAGGUGGGCCCAAAUAUGUAGCUUAAUAGUAGAACAUUUGUGUAGUAUGUAAAAUGCCCUGGAUUCACUGCCUAACACCACAUACAACCCAACAAUUUGCAAAAAACUGCAAUAAGAUUAUAUGUGAUUCUGACACAGAGAUAAUGUUAUUUUAAAUUUUUUUUUCUGGUAACAAUUUUGAAUUUGUAUUAUUUAUUUCCAGGGUUAUCUAGAAUGUUGGUAUCAAAACUUUUAAGCUAAGCCAGGUGUGGUGGCACAUGCCUUUAAAUAUAGCACUUGGGGAGGCAAUGGCAGGCAGAUCUCUAGAACUCAUGGAACGGAGAAUUCCAGGCCAAGGGCUACAUAGUAAGACCUUGUCUCACGGGAAAAAAAAACAACCUUAUAGGUUGUGUCUUUCUCAUAGUGUUAGAUUCUGUAAUAGUCCUAAAUGUACAUUUUAAAUUAGUUUUUAGGCAUUUCAUGAAUCACUAAUUUUACCCGUUACAGCCCCUUAGCUUUUCUUUCCCUCUUUCUCUCUUUCUCUCUCUCACCAUAAAUAUGUAAAUUAGAUUUUACAUAGACAUUUAUUUGUGUGAGGGGUAUUAUAUAUGUUGUAUAUACAUACAACAGGAUUCAGGACUGUUUGAGCAUGUGAUAAACUUAUAACACUGUUGUUUGUACUUCAAACCUACAUGAUUAGCCAGCUGUGGUGGUGCUGGCCUUUAACUGUAGCACUUGGGAGAAGAGAAGGGGAACUCUGAGUUCAAGGCCAUCCUGGUCUACAUAGUGAGCUAUAAUUCAACCACAACUAUACAGUAACUACUGUUUCCUUAGGAUCCUCACUCAGAGUAUGUAUGCUUCAAGCUAGCAACAUCAGAGAAGUUAAAUUCCUGGGUCCCCUAUCAGAUCUACCAAAUAAAAAUCCUUAACAUAAGUGCCUAUUUUUGUGUUUUAACAACCUUUCCAGAUUCAUGUCACAUCAAAAACAACCACUUGUAAAUCCUUUGUUUUCUAUAGUUUCUGGGCUGAGUUCCCUCUCUGAUUUGAUUUCUCCAGCCCUCUUUCUUACCAGUGACCACAACACAAGUUUUAUCCAAGUCAUAGUGGAUAAAGCAGAGUUUUUAGUAAUCUAGGUUUUGGUUUUUUGUUUUGUUUUGUUUUGUUUUGUUUUUAGUGGUGGGUUGAAUCCAGGGUCUUGUUGCUAAACAAGUAGGUAUUCUGCCACUGGAGCUCUACCCUAACCCUGAGCUAUCUUUAAUGUGUUAGAAUAGCGCACUAAAAACACGCGUACACAGCACUAUCAAUGACAAAAGGGAAGAAUGAGAAUGACUAAGGCUGGAAGGAGAACCAGAACUGCUUCCCAUUCUCCGUAGUUUUUUGUUGUUGUUAAUAAUUAUUGUGGGUUUUUUAUUUUAUCUUAUUUUUGCAACUGAGUCUCUCAGAGGCCAGACUGGUGUUUAACUCUAGCUCUCUAGAGUGAUCUUGAGUUUCUGAUCUGGCCCUCACCACCUGAGUGCUAAGAAUAUAGGCAUGCUUCCCACGCCCACUGUUCGUGGUGCAGGGCCUUAAACCCAGGGUUUCAUACAUCUGGGUUAGCACCUUAUCAGCUGAUUAUGGUCCUAGUCCUCAACCUCAUCCUCCCACACACACCCCUUUUUUUUUUGGCAAGGUCUCAGUAUGUAGCCCAGGCAGACUACAAACAUACGCUGAUCCUCCUGUUUCAGUCUUCCAGGUACUAGAAAUCCAAGCAUGUGCCACCGUGAUUCCACUCUUAUUUGUGCUACUGGUAGGAGUGUUCUCUUCUGCUUGUUAUCACUGAUGCAAGUCGGGCAGUUUUGUAAAUACAUCAUGAAUAUAUUUCUACUUUUAUCUUUUACUAAGAUUCCAAAGGUCAAAGCACCACUAAUUAGGUAUUACUACCUCACUUUUUAGCUUUUCGUUUUCUUAAGUAACUCUUCUAGUCUGUAAAAUGAAUGCAUUUGAUGUAUUAAUGGUUUUAUGCAUUUAAAAUUCUGUCCUUAUUUUAAAUGAACGUAUUGUUUAAAUGCUUUCAUUUAGUUGUGGAUCUGUUUCUGCUGGAUGUACAUGGCACUAUCUCCAUUUAUGUUGUAAGCAUAUUUACACAUUAUUAUACAUGUUACAUAUACUCAGUUAUCUAGGGACAGUAGCUCUUGCAUCUAAUCACCAAACUCAGGAUGUUGAGGUCGGAGGAUUGAAGGCUCACACCCUGCUUGGCUUAAAGGUGAAACUCUGUCUCCAAAAAUACAGAGAUAUGGCUAUACACAUAUAUGCACAGUAUCUUUUAAUAAACCUGCAGGAUACUGUGUCACAAAGGAUGUAGUUGACAGAUACCUGAAUGCUGUUCUCUUUGUUCUUAUAGCACACUUUGAGAGAGCUUAAGAAUUUUAGCCCCACAGCAAAUGUUUGCAAUGGCCUUCCAAAGAGAAAAGACACUGCUAGUCCAUUGUUGCUGAAACUUGAACAUUCACCAAAGAAAAUCAUCUGGAUGGCCUGUGUACUCGGACUCUGAACUUGCACCUCCAAAGGGAUGCUGAUCCUGGAAGUUAGUGAUCAGGUGUAGCAGUGGCAAUGUUCUAGCACAGUAUCCACUGUGUGAGUAUACUUUGCUCCCAGACUUUGUUCAGUGCAUUGUCUUUAUGUUGCAACUAUUCCAUUUGUAUAGGCAGUGAUUUGAGUCAUUGGUAGAACAUCUUAGGAAAGUACAUUCAUUGUGGACAGUUGAGUCGCCGAAAGUCUCGAUUAUGAUGUACUUGUAAUUUUAGAUGGUUUCAGUGUGGCAGGGUGACUAAGGAAGAGACACACUGGGUUUAUGUAAGAUACACGAUAUUGACCUGAUUUGUGUGUAAUAUUUGUUUGACAGGGUUUUAAUUAUUUAUUAACUAGUAACUUCUUCAUUGUACAUUGGGAUGACGUCAGCUUCUCUUUAUGUUUUACACUUAGCUUAAUUUCAGAAACCUUUCACAGAUUAUUUUCUUCUUUAGGAUACUUUGUAUAUUCAUGUUUCCUCUCCCCUUCACUAGAGGAAAAAUAGCAGUGAUAUAGUCAUAGCAAAUAAAUUAACUAAAACCCCAAAUCUGAGGUUUUAAAAGAGAUUAAUGUUUUCUUUAAUAUUUUCUAUGAAUAUCC
Molecule: messenger RNA, 7593 nt
Organism: Psammomys obesus (fat sand rat)
Lineage: Eukaryota; Metazoa; Chordata; Mammalia; Rodentia; Muridae
Gene: Nup155
Product: nucleoporin 155
Exons: 35
Coding region: 111-4283 (1390 amino acids)
Biological process (GO): protein localization to nuclear inner membrane; protein import into nucleus; transcription-dependent tethering of RNA polymerase II gene DNA at nuclear periphery
Cellular component (GO): nuclear pore; nuclear pore inner ring
Molecular function (GO): structural constituent of nuclear pore
Source: RefSeq, a predicted model, not a curated record